Molecule: messenger RNA, 648 nt
Organism: Lachancea meyersii CBS 8951
Lineage: Eukaryota; Fungi; Ascomycota; Saccharomycetes; Saccharomycetales; Saccharomycetaceae
Source: the annotation of a GenBank genome assembly
AUGAACGGCAUUCAAGUUGACAUCAAUCACUUAAAGAAGGGCGAAGUCAGCCUGGGGACAUCCAUUAUGGCUGUAACCUUCAAAGACGGUGUAAUUUUGGGUGCAGACUCGCGAACAACAACGGGUGCCUACAUUGCUAAUAGAGUCACAGAUAAGCUUACCAGAGUACACGACAAGGUGUGGUGCUGCAGAUCUGGAUCAGCGGCGGAUACACAAGCCGUUGCGGAUAUCGUUCAGCACUACCUCGAUUUGUAUGCUGCUCAAUUCGGUGAGCCAUCUACAAAGACUGCAGCUUCAAUCUUCAAGACCCUCUGCUACGAAAACAAAGACAAUCUUACCGCAGGAAUAAUUGUUGCAGGCUACGACGAAAAGAACAAAGGCGAGGUUUACAGCAUACCCCUUGGCGGAUCCAUACACAAGCAAAAAUACGCGAUAGCUGGCUCUGGCUCUACGUUUAUCUAUGGUUACUGUGACAAGAACUACAAGGAUGACAUGUCAAAAGAAGAAACAAUAAAUUUCAUGAAAAACUCUCUUUCUCAAGCCAUAAAAUGGGAUGGGUCCUCUGGUGGUGUAAUCAGAAUGGUAGUGUUGACGAAAGACGGGGCCGAACGUCUGAUCUUCUACCCCGAGGAGUAUGAAAAUUUGUAG